AUGAAUCGCUACGUGUUCCCUGCCGUGUGCGGACUGGGCUUGAUCGGCAACGUCCUCAGUCUCGGGGUCCUCCUGCGCACCAGGCUCAGGAAGUCGUCUUAUAUUUUACUCUUUGCGCUUACAUUUUCUGACACAUUGGCCUUGAUUUACCCGCUGGACUUCACGAGGCUCCUUCUAUAUUACGGUUCUGGAGUCGCAUCUAUUGGCUGGGCGUUUUCUGAAGAGGGGGCCUAUGCUCUUUACGUCAUCAACAAAAUAUUAGAAUUCCUUACAAAUCUCGGCGGCUACUGUUCAACAACGCUUCCCGUCGUCAUCAUGGUGGAACGGUGCGUGGCCGUUUUUUUCCCGUUAAAAUUUAACCGUCUCGUAACGGCGAAGAGGGCGUGGAUUGUCGUGUUUUGUGUUUAUUUAUUCUGGCUGCCCUGGUGUCUCAACGCAGUAUUUUUCACAAAGUUCUAUUACUUGCGCUUAAGCGGCAUCAACGUUGGUGUGCCAAUCUUAUCCUCAUACUAUUUAACCAAUUUAAACAUUAUAGAAAUCUGCAACAAAUAUUUCUUCGCGUCUCUGGCAUCCUGGGUCCCUGUUUGUCUCGUCGUCAUAGGAGCCGUCAUACUUGGACUUAAGAUCAAACUCUCUCAGCGACAACGCCAGAAACUUGUGUCUCCGAAGACUGACGUCAUGAAGCAGUCCAUGCACAGAACGACGCGGACACUGGUCAGCGUAUCCAUAGUUUUUGCAAUCCUCUACGGCUACGGAUUUGUGACUCUCCUUGCUGUGCCAAUUGAAGCCAGCAACGACCUGCUCGGAAUUAUUUUAAGGCAAAGCCGCUUUUCAGCAACAUACCUUAACAGUGGAAUCAAUUUCGUCAUUUACGUCGCAAUGAACAGUAAGUUCAGGAAGAGCUUCCUGGAAAGUUUAUCGUGGCUGCGCAUGUGCAGAUAA
Molecule: messenger RNA, 942 nt
Organism: Lymnaea stagnalis (great pond snail)
Lineage: Eukaryota; Metazoa; Mollusca; Gastropoda; Lymnaeidae
Source: the annotation of a GenBank genome assembly